CUCCAUCAAAAAAAUCUAAGGCAUCCAAGUCCACCGAGUCCAUUGCUGCCAGGCUUGCCCUCGUCGUCAAGUCGGGCAAGUACACUCUUGGAUACAAAUCCGCCCUCAAGCAGAUGCGAAGCGGUAAAGGUACGUUGGCUGUCCAAUGUCUCUCGGGGACUGGAGCGUGAGGCUGAGAAGGUCCCUUGAGCUGACGCUUUGUUCUGUAGCCAAGCUCGUCUUGAUCGCUGGCAACUGCCCACCCCUUCGCAAGUCCGAGAUUGAGUACUAUGCCAUGCUCUCAAAGACAACAGUGCACCACUUCUCUGGCACUAAUGUGGCCCUGGGGACCGCAGCUGGUAAACUUUUCCGUGUUGGUGUCAUGACCGUUUCCGACCAAGGAGAUUCGGAUCUCCUCAACUUUGCUGAGGGCAAUGCUGCAUAGGCGAGUGACGGGUGCUUAUGUCUAUCGAUAUCAUGUAUACUACAUAUACAUACAAUAUGUCAUGUACUAUGGGUCACUACGCGACGCAAUUUUUACUCAGAAUAUGAGUCUCUUGGCAGUUACAGUUACAGGAGUGUCGGC
This is a messenger RNA of Guyanagaster necrorhizus, 565 nucleotides long. RefSeq lists its product as uncharacterized. Lineage: Eukaryota; Fungi; Basidiomycota; Agaricomycetes; Agaricales; Physalacriaceae. Gene Ontology annotation, molecular function: RNA binding. The transcript has 2 exons. The coding region runs from base 146 to 424 and encodes 92 amino acids. The record is from RefSeq and is a predicted model, not a curated record.